This is a messenger RNA of Wyeomyia smithii (pitcher-plant mosquito), 2464 nucleotides long. RefSeq names its product protein starmaker-like. The transcript has 5 exons. Lineage: Eukaryota; Metazoa; Arthropoda; Insecta; Diptera; Culicidae. The coding region runs from base 512 to 1897 and encodes 461 amino acids. The record is from RefSeq and is a predicted model, not a curated record. Gene Ontology annotation, cellular component: cytoplasm.
CUCAUCUUUUGAAUUCGAUUCGCCAGUCAGCCAUCAUCAGCGCAAAGCCAGAGAAGUAUUUUGAGUAUUUAAGCAGCCGCAACACAGCAGCACCGCCUUUAUUGGAAUUAAUUUAUAUAAAGGGAAAAAAGUGAAAGAGCCAGACGGAAUUUGUUGGCAUUGCGAAGUUUUGUCCCUCUUGAUCGUACAAAGUAGUCAGGCGUGAGUUUUAUGGUGCCAGCGUAAUCCCUUGGUGCGAAAAAUAGUUGUAUUUUUUGAGUUCUGCUUGCUACUUUGCCGAUAAAAAGUGCUAAAAAGUUUUCUCUGUAUUGGAAGUAGUAAAAUAGCUGCCGCAACGGAUAGCAGGCCCGUGUGAAGAAGUGUGCGGAAAAUUAUUUUUCUCUGCUACCGAAAAUUGUGAUCCGUGGUGUGUGAAAAGAAGAAGAGCAAUCAGCGGGACCAAAAAUAAAGGAAGCGAAGCGAGAGCUGCCAGUAGUUUCGACCAGUAGUACCAGCAGAAAAGUUCCUCAAAAUGGUUAUCAAAGUGUAUAUCAGUGGAAUGUCUGGAAGCAAGGAGGUGAAAAAACGCCAACAGAGAGUCACAAUGAUCCUUGACAGCAAGCACAUUUCCUACAACAUAAUCGACAUCACUGAGCCGGGUCAGGAAGCCGAGAAGGACUUCAUGCAGAAAAACUCAGAGCACAACGGGGCGACUAUCAGCGAUCAGAACCCGAGACACCCGCUACCUCCUCAGAUGUUCAACGAUGCAGAGUACUGCGGCGAUUACGACGACUUUGAUCUAGCUAAUGAGGUGGACAAUCUGGAGGUGUUUCUCAAGCUUGCAGCCCCCAAACCGCCAGCGGACAGCACCGAGGUGAGCGAAGAACAGCAGAAAAAUGGAACCGGCGACGAACAGGACCAAAGCCAGGUGACGGCGACGGAGGCCUCGGCAAAUGAUGAUGAUGAGAACAAAGAAAACAAGACUGAAGAGGGAGCGAAUGAGAGCAAUGUCGAAGCGAACGGUAAAGGCGAGGACAAAAGCGACAGAGAGGAGGAUGAAAAGGAACAACAUGUUGAAGAAUCAUCGACAGAUGAGCCCGAUCAACAGCAAUUGGCAUUAGGUGAAGGUAAUGAACCAGUAGAAAAAGGUGAUGAAUCAGACAGACAGUUGAUGGACGAAACGGUGGAUAGCGUUUCACAUGAUAAAGUCGGUGAAGAUCCAGAAGCAACAGAGGCAGUAAUCGACGAUGCGGAAUCAAUCCACAGCGAUACUAAGGAAGUAGAUGCUGUGGUGGAACAGGUAGAGAUCGACAAAGAAGUUGUUGUGGUGGAACAAGCAGAGAUCGUCCAGAAGCAAUUAGAACGCGUCGGAUCAGACGAUCAUAUGGAAGUCGAUGAAGUUGGCCAAACGAGCGCACCACAAUCAUCAUCAAAAGUAUCCGCUGGUGAUUCUCCAGGCACCGAUAAAGAAGAAGACGAGAACCUAUUUAGUACAACACAUGAUGUAGAGACUGGACAGUCGGAUGAUGUAUCGGAAAGUGAAGAUAGUAGCGGUGAACCGUCGGAUAGUGAUGAUUUAGAUUCCGUGAAAGAAGUUAUAAGCCCCACGGUGCAAAGUGGCGCGGAACUGUUCUCAUUUAUGCAAGAUGGAACAAAUCAAGAUGAUCCAUCGCUGGAUGAUGGCAGGAUACAGAAAACUUUGGAAUCAAAGGAAAAUUUUAGUGGAGAGCCUGCCACCGAAGUGGAUGAUGAUGCGGAACAGAGAGAACUUUUGAAGGCUGCUGCUGCCAUGGGUAAACGAGAAGACGAAGAGGACGCUAAUCCGGAGGAUGUGGACCUGGCUGAAGAGGAGGAGGUAUCCGGAAAACUGGCAGACGCUGAUGACCCCAUGCUUGCCGAACAGGAACAGGAAGAGUAAAUUGACGAUCUUUUAAGUGAAACCGCAUUCACCAUCUGUGCCAAACUCACCAUCGAGGUUCCAAACAACGACACUGAAUUAGAUUUGGUCUAUUUCCAUGGAUAUUCGAACUAAGAUUUCUCUUCUACCAAAUAUCUUUAGAACUAUGAGCAAAUCUUUUGAACUCGAAUCCCGCCCGAACUCUGUAUUUGUAUCUAUACGAACCAAAGCAAAGUACUGUUAAGUUGAACAAAAGCAUUAAUAAGACCAGAUUUUAGGAAAUAAUCAUAGACUUUAGCAUAAACUACCACUUCUCUGGUUGGCGAGGAUGAAGGAAAUUGUUACGAAAGUUUACUAAUUCGAAUGGCCGACUCGUAUCAGAUUUAGAAGCUAGUUAGUGAUUCUCUUGCCCUUUGGCGAAGAGUAACAGAACUCGAGGUUUGUUCACUCGAAAGAUCACAAAACUAAGUGAAGUAAGAAUAACAACGCAAUAAAGCAAUAAAAAGUUGAAAUAAGACUACAGUGUGGACUGUGUAAAGGUCUGGAUAUCCUUCCGAAAAAUAAACGUAACCAAUAACAAGCUUUUAA